AUGGGCUACCGCAUAAGCUGUGAGGAGGGCGAGCCGGCGGCGGCGGCGGCGCUGGACGACGAUAACCUGCUGUCCGAGAUCCUCCUCCGCCUCCCGCCCCUCCCGUCCUCACUCCCCCGCGCCUCCGCCGUCUGCAGGCGCUGGCGCGGCCUCAUCUCCGACACAGCCUUCUCCCGCCGCUUCCGCCUCCACCACCGCCGCAACCCUCCCCUCCUCGGCUGCUUCCACACAGGUGCCGACGGCCCAUCCUUCGAGCCUACUCUGGAGGCCCCAGAUGGUGUUCCGCCCGGGCGUUUCUCCUUGCAGUCCGACCUCGUCGACCACUUCCGGGUCCUCGGGUGCCGCCAUGGCCUUGUGUUAAUCCUCGACCAGACGAGGCUCCAGUUGCUGGUAUGGGACCCCGUCACCGGCCACCAGCACCGCGUAUCCAUUCCCACGGGAUUCGAUCGGCUCAAGUUGGUCCACGGGACGGUGCUCCGCGCUGCUCCCGGGGACGUCCACUUCCAGAUCGUCUUGGUAGUUGGAGACCACGACGAGAUGCAACAUGGACGAGCGCUGGCCUGCGUUUACUCGUCCAAGACCGUGGCGUGGGGUAAUCCCAGAAGAACGAUAGUAUUCACCGCGUUACAUUGA
Molecule: messenger RNA, 633 nt
Organism: Aegilops tauschii subsp. strangulata
Lineage: Eukaryota; Viridiplantae; Streptophyta; Magnoliopsida; Poales; Poaceae
Product: putative F-box/kelch-repeat protein At1g15680
Molecular function (GO): protein binding
Source: RefSeq, a predicted model, not a curated record